This is a messenger RNA of Podarcis lilfordi (Lilford's wall lizard), 33665 nucleotides long. The record is from the annotation of a GenBank genome assembly. NCBI's taxonomy places the organism in Eukaryota, Metazoa, Chordata, Lepidosauria, Squamata, Lacertidae.
AUGAGAGUGCAAAGUAUUCUCCGGAGAGAGAGAGAGAGUUGUACAGCCAUUAUUCAGCCCUACUUAAGUAAGCUAUGUCGCAUUAUCCCUGAUACAGUUGUGUUUCUUGUUUUGCCUGAGAUGGGUAAGAUAUGGCUUAAUAAAGUAGGUUUCCUAUUGCAGAAUAAAAAUGGAAACCUUGGUAUAUUUAUAUUAGCAGUAGUUGCCCAUCCUUCAUUCACAUUCAUUCUGAAAAUGUGUGCCAUGAUUCAAAAUUAAAGUCUUUUGUGAGCCUUUUUAUCCAUUUGGUUGCAGAGGAGGUUGCACACUGUAUUCCUGCAUGAUGUGGCUACUUUUGCCUCGCUUCUGUAAUAGGCAGUCUUUGCUAGAAGCAAAAUUCUAUUUUGCAUCUGCAUUAGGUAUGACUAGGGACUUCAGGGGUGCAACAGGGACUGCCCUGAGACUGCAGAGCUUGAAGAGGAGCACAAGUUCUGGUCCUAUCUGUCAGCCAGGAGACUAAGGUCUUCAGGGUUAUCUGGGUUUCUUUGUUUUCUUUGUUUUCUUUUUUAUUUAUUUAUUAUUAAAGAUUUUCUUGUUUUACAGAAGUAAGUGUAAUUUCUCUCGUAUUUUUUCCAUGUAACAUUUUUACAAAUCCGUUUCAUUUGUUGAGACAUUAGGGAGAGGGGGAAAAAAGGGGUGGAGGGAGGGAAGAUGGGUGGGGGUGGGGUCGGAUGGCAAUGUUUCUAUUAUGCUUAAUGUAUGUAGGGUUUGGUGUCAGUGUUGCUUGUGCUGUUCACUUGUGUUCCUUUGGUGGUGAGAGAGGUUGGGGUUGGCCUAGGGUGUGGUUGUUUGUUUGUGAUUGGCUGUGGUGAUCUUUGUUUUCGUGUGUGAGUGGGGUGGGUCGGUGUUUUGGAUCAGGUUAGCCAUAUUGAUUUGUAUGCUGUUGAUGGAUUAUUGUCAUUGUCUUGUUGGGCUGUGUAUGUGAUAAAGUUUCAGUUUAUUGGUUAAUUUUUCUAGUAGGGCUGUUUCCCAUACUAUUUGGUACCAUUGGUCCAUGCUUACUCCUGACAGGUCUCUCCAGUGUCUGGUUAUGGUGUUUCUGGCUGCUGAAAGUAGGUGGGUUAUGAGUUCUUUGUGGUGUAAAUGGGCAUUGUUGUCUUGGAAGAUGAUCUGGGUUUCUCUCUCUCUCUCUCUCUCUCUCUCUCUGUCUCUGUGUGUGUACAGACACACACAAUCUGUGGUAAAUCUCCUUGGGAUCAUUCGGUCAAAAUAAAUCCUAUAAAUUUUCUAAAUAAACUUUUAGAUGAAAUGAAACUACCUGUUCACAGAGUGAAACAUGCUCAGAACAGGGACUCUUUCAAACUGCGUGCCUCAGCUACUGGAGAAACACUGAGGGAGAGCUUUUUCUAUAUGGACUGCUGAUAUCUGAAACUUAAAAAGAAACAUCAGGAAUUCAGUCCUGUUUCUCAUUUGUCCACACAGAAAAAUAUAUUUUGGAUGUCCUGCAUUCUGUUUGGAGAAAUGGUCAUUAGAUUCUUUGUUCGAACUUGUUGUCAGCAUUUCUGUUCAGAAAAGUUGGUGUGGAGGUUGCUGUGCAUUUUACCGUCUUUCCAACAGGUACUGGGCAGCUUCUUCAGCCUGGUGCCCUGCAGAUAUUUUGGACUACAACUCCCAUCAGCCCCAGCCAGCACAGCUGUCUGUAGGGCACCAGUUGGGGGAAGGCUGCUGUAGAUGCAAGAGAAGGAAGAACGUGGCAGUCCAUCCUAGAUGAAAAUCUGGUGGCUUCUGGCUGAUUUCUGCAAGUGCAUUUAUAUGAAACAGAUCUCAGGCACGUCUGCCUAUGUAAGGAAUGUUGGCUUGAAAGAGGCUAAUAAUAAGGCUGUGAUCUAGAGAGCUGCAUGGGUUAGUUUCUGCUCUGAACCUGCUGCAGUGUGUGCUGCACUGCUUGACAAACUGCUGUUGAAAUGAAGGAGUUUUAUUUGUAUGCCACCUUCCAAGAAAUUCAAGGCACCAUACAGCAUUCCCUUCCCAUUCCCCAUUUUGUCCUUGCAACAAUCCCGCAAGGUAGGUGGGUGCAAGAGGAGGAGGAGGAGGAGUUUGGAUUUGAUAUCCUGCUUUAUCACUACCCUAAGGAGUCUCAAAGUGGCUAACAAUCUCCUUUCCCUUCCUCCCCCACAACAAACACUCUGUGAGGUGAGUGGGGCUGAGAGACUUCAGAGAAGUGUGACUAGCCCAAGGUCACCCAGCAGCUGCAUGUGGAGGAGCGGAGAAGCGAACCCGGUUCCCAAGAUUACGAGACUACCGGUCUUAACCACUACAACACACUGGCUCCCAGUCAACGUCAUGGCUUGAGUGGUGAUUUAAACCUGGGUCUCAACCAGCGGUGUGGGCUGUUGCUUUUAGAGUUGAGGAAGAUACAAAGAAAAUAAGCGGAUUGUGUGAAAAACCAUGCUGCAGAGGUAUACAGGGUUCUGGGGAUUACAUCCCAAAGGGGUCCCUGUAGAAUAUGAUGGCAUCACUUAAUCAAGUUCCACAGCCUAGAAUCCCCCUGGUAGUUGAGUGGCAGGAGAGAGCCAAUCUGGUGCCACUGUCUGCUGUAAAAGAUCAUUCAGGAGACUGUUAGGUUAUCGCCUUGUAUGGUUGAACAAUUUGGUCACCUGCAUGCCUUCUCUAGGUGAUCACCAACAUUUGGACCUGAGUGGCUGAGGUGUCUGAGUUCUUCUCGUCAUCACCUCCUUCCCUCUUCAUGCGUUGCAAAAGCACCCUAAAUGCUGUGGGUGAGCGACGGAAAAAAACACAGGGUGAGGCCACCAUGGCUUGUCCUGGCCACACAACCUUUUCUGACUUUCAGUGACACUUUGGCCGCUUAAUAACCCAACAGAUGAACAAGCCUUUCACCCCCCCCUUUCCACCUUAAUAUCCUGGCUUGUUUGGAAGCUGUUAAACAAAGUUUCCCAGUUUGGGAGGGGGGAAACACUAUUUCUGGUUGAUUUGUCUCCUCCUGCACGGUGACAAGUGAAAGGGCUAGAUGUGCCGCCGCUCAUUUGUAGUUUGACUUAACCUGAGAUACGAUUGUCCAAACUUGCUCAAUCUGGAUCUUUGAAUUCAUCACAGAAUUACAUGGGUCAUAGUAGAAUAGAAUUGUGGAGUUGGAAACAGUGUUAGAAACUGAGAUAUGAAAGCUAGGAGCUAAAUGGCACCUUAAACCUAGGUUAUGGGCACAACAACAGAAUGUCUAGGCACGCUUUUUUUAUAACAAGAAUACAAAGCUGAAAAUUAAUGAACUGCAGCUAAAAUAUUAUGUUCAUUUUUCACAUGGUCUAGUCCUUCUCCUGCCCACCCCCCUAAUAUUCUUAAGAGGGUCUCAUCUCCAGUCUUCAGAGAGUAGCUGGAAGUGGGAAGGCAGAAAAAGGUCCUCCCUUCCUUCCACUCCGUAGUUUUAAUCUGAAAUCUUAGGCGCAGUACUGGGCCCAGAGUUCAGAAACUGCUCGCGUUAAUGAAAUUCCCUGUCGCAAAAUGCGCCUAGAACAGUGGGAAUUUCAAACAUUGGUUGGAAGGGAUCCUGAUGAUGCCUUUCACAUUGGUUUUGUGCCUUCUUUCAGGCAGGCUGAACUACGAGUGUGUAGGCUGUGGGAAUCAGAUGUAUCACGGGAGUGCCUCCAAGAUACCUCUGUGCAGAUGGAUCUCAAGAUAAAAAUAUCUUUCAUUCCUUUUUUCCUUGCUCCAGCCCCUCCCUCCCUCAUCAAACAUAAUAUUAGGGUGCUGACAGCAAUUGCCUGUUUUAGCAUAUUGAUUUCAAGUCCCUCAACCCAGAUUGAGAGCCUAAAAGUAUUUCAGUUGAAAAAUGUGGAAGUAUGUUAGCCUACCGUUUUUGUCCUGUCAAAGUUUGUAACGUAGCUGCUCUGCAGAAAGCAAAAUGAGUGUUUUGUUUGUUCUUGAAGGGAUCUUUCAUUGAGGCAAUCAGUAUGAUAAGCUUAGAAUGCUAUUAAAAAGUUGCUUCUCUGCUGCCCUUUUUCAGUAUGAGUAAUCUUUCCAUUUACUUUUUGUACAGGAGUGUCAGUGCCAAAGUACAUAGCAUACCCAUAUAGCAGUCUUCAUGGUCCUGACGUCUUCUGGGUGGGUUGCACAAUGAUGGGCUUUUUGUUUUUCAUUUUGAAUGUUGUUGUUUUCUUUUACCAGGCUCAACAUUACCCACUGUUGUUCUGUGUCCCUUUUAAGAAACAGCUUUGUUCCAUCACUACACUUUGCACUUAAAUUUCGUCCCAGCACUUGUUGCUGAUAUAUACAUUAAUAAUUGGGUUGUGGGAGAGGAGAAAUAACAAUGUAUUGUUAACCGCUGAUGUGAUGUUUUUACAUUCUGCUGUAGAGGAAGAUAUAGGGCCUGAAAUGUAGAGUUAUUUUGCAGGUGGGUCCUAUUCCAAAAUGUUUGAAACCCUGCCAUAUAGCAUGCAUGCAAGAGAAAUAUUUUCCUACGCAAAGGUAGCAAGUCUGUGUAGGAAAAUAGGAGUUGCUUGUAUUGGCUGCCGGCAUGCACUCAGAGGCAAGAAACAUGCCACUUGCACAUUAAAUACACUUGUAUUUUCCUGUGUGAAGAUUAUAUCUAGAGCUCCUGUAUCGAUCAGGGAGCUGAACAAGAGAUUUGACCUUUCAAACCAUAUGUUUAAAGCACCACCCCCAAAUAUGGGAACUGUAGUUUAAGGGUUUUGGGAAUUGUAGCUUUUUGAGGAAGGAAUCAGUUUCCAGGAUUCUUUGUGCUUUAAAUGCAUGGUAUGUAUGCAGCCUUAUAAAAAGCCCCCUUCCCACUCAUAUGAUUCCAUGUAUAGCAGGCAUAGGCAAACUUGGCCCCCCAGAUGUUUUGAAACUACAGUUCCCAUCAUCCCUGGCCACUGGUCCUGUUAGCUAGGGAUCAUGGGAGUUGUAAUAAUAAUAAUGAUAAUGAUAAUAAAUUUUAUUUAUACCCCGCCCUCCCCAGCCAAGACCGGGCUCAGGGCGGCUAGCACCAAAUAUUAAAACGAUUGAAAUACAGCUUAAAAACAAGAUUAAAAUACAACAUUAAAACAUUAAAAUGCAGCCUCACUUCAGCGGAACUCAAUCAAAACCGUUUUGGGGGAUAAAAACGUCAAGUCUUCACCAAGGCUAACUAUCCAGACUGGUCCUACAAAGUCCCCAAAUAGGAGUUUCAACAUCUGGAGGGCUGAGUUUGCCUAAGACUGAUGUAUAGGAUCGUAGUACUGUGUGCAGGUGUCACAGGAACAACAACAACAACAACAACAAUUUAUUCCCCGCCCAUCUGGCUGGGCCUCCCCAGCCACUCUGGGUGGCUUUCAAUAAAAUAUUAAAAUACCGUAAUGCAUCAAACAUUAAAAGCUUCCCUAAACAGGGCUGCCUUCAGAUGUCUUCUAAAAGUCUGGUAGUUGUUGUUCUCUUUGACAUCUGGUGGGAGGGCGUUCCACAGGGCGGGCGCCACUACCAAGAAGACCCUCUGCCUGGUUCCCUGUAACUUGGCUUCUUGCCGUGAGGGAACUGCCAGAAGGCCUUUGGCGCUGGACCUCAGUGUCUGGGUAGAACAAUGGGGGUGGAGACGCUCCUUCAGAUAUACUGGAAGCUACCUUAUGCCAAGUUAGACCACUUGCCCAUUUAGCUCUGCAUUGGCUACACUGACUGGUUCCAGCUCUCUGGGGUUUCAGCCAGGGGUUUCUCCCGACCUCAACUGCGAUGUCAGGCCUUGAAUGUGAAAUCUUCUGCAUGCACGAUGUGCUCUACCACUGAAUCGCAACCCUUCCUCCUAAAGUUCAGUACAAGCUUUGCUCUUUAAUUUUACCUUUUCUUCCUUUUGGCUCACCCUACUGGUCAGUCUAACCCAGUGUUGCCUGUCUCUAGGGCAGGGGCAGCUAAUCUGCAGCCCUCCAGAUGUUGCUGGGCUACAACUUGUAUCAUCCCAUGCUGACUAGGCCUGAUGGGUGAUGUGUUUCAGGCAGGAAUCUUAAAACCAUUGUUGGAUUGGCCCCAGGAGCUUAAAAACCUAAUAUGGGAGCAGAUCCUGCACCUGUAGUUUCCCUCUGGUUUCCUUUGUUUUCAAGACUGGUCUUGGGGCAAGGCAAACUAGGGGCUAGAGGUCCUGUGCAUUGAGAGAGGCCUUUGGUGUAGGAAAGGUGAAGGAGCUUGCAGCAGCUUGUACUAGUGUCUCUCUCUGCUAUGUAAUAGUUGUGGAGGCCCAUUGAGAGAAUCUGUUAGAUACCCAGUGCAGGGCAUGACUGGAGUGUGCAGCAGUAAAGUUCUAAAAGCAACUGGUGAGCUGCUUCCAACCCCCCACCCUGCCCCACUGCCAAUAAUUUUCAAUGUGAUUUGGCCGCCCAGAAAUAGUCAGCUGUGCCAAGGCAGAAGCUUGGAGGCCUCUGUUGCUUUGGCUACUGUGCUCAUAUACUUAGCCUGAAAUCCUGGCCCUAUUCCAGUCAGCAAAACUAUGGAGGAUGAGGUGAUACCAUUCUCCAUCCUGCCCCCAUUCCUGCCUUAUUGUUUGGGAUUUGUUCGAGCAUAACAUGAAAUUAGGUUGCAUUAGCCUAGCUCAGCGUCUGUAAACAAUAUUUGCUCUGUCACUUCCCUUUGUGGGCUACGCUCUUCACCAUCCUUUGCUUUCCCCUCCUCCUCCUCCAUGUAUCGCGAAUCCAGUUGAGAUGGCUCCGUUCAUUCCACCCCAGUCAUAAAAGGAAUUCAGGUUAAUGAUUUCUGAAGUAAUGAACUUUGAGGGUGGAAAUGAGGUGGAAGUGGGAACUGGAGGCUGGUACUUUGAGAUUUGGUUUGCCUUCCACAUUAGUGAUCUGGUGUGCAUGAGAUAUUCUUCUACUCUUGCAGAAACGAGGCAUUUUGAAAAGCUGUAGUAGGCUCAGAGGUUUAUUGCAGUAGGUUUCAAACUUUCUGCUUUCACGGGUUGCUGUUUCCAUUAACGUGCCUGCCACAAAACCACUGCUCAUUACAAAAGAUUCUAGCUAUACAUAGGAAUAUAGGAAGCUGCCUUAUACUGAAUCAGACCAUUGAUCCAUCCAGCUUAGUCUACAUUGAUGGGCAGCUGCUCUCCCCCUGUCCUACCCUGGGGUGCUGAGAAUUGAACUUUGAAUGUAUGUAGAGAUAGUAUGCUGAGGGUAAAAUCUCAGUGCCUAGGGCUUGCCGAUUGCAUGGUCGGCGGUUCGAAUCCCCGCGGCGGGGUGAGCUCCCGUCGUUGGGUCCCAGCUCCUGCCCACCUAGCAAUUCGAAAGCACCCUUAAGUGCAAGUAGAUAAAUAGGUACCGCUUUAUAGCGGGAAGGUAAACGGCGUUUCUGUGUGCUGUGCUGGUGCAGGCUCGCCAGAGCAGCUUCGUCACGCUGGCCACGUGACCCGGAAGUGUCUCCGGACAGCGCUGGCCCCUGGCCUCUUAAGUGAGAUGGGCGCACAACCCUAGAGUCAGACACGACUGGCCCGUACGGGCAGGGGUACCUUUAACUUUACCUUAGAGAUAGUUUCUGUAUGUAAAGUUCCGUGUUUUGGAAUGGUCUGAGUAAGUGUUCCAAGCCCUUGUACUUACUUGACAUUUGACUGCCGGGAAAGUGUUUCAUUCUCUGCUUUUCAGCAAACAUACAAUCACUGGGCUAUCUUUAGUCAGCUUGUGGCUUAACUUUACCUCAGGAGAGACAGAACAUUGCAAGUGGUUUACAUUUUCCUGUGAGGAACACACUCCUGGAAGAAAGUAACUCAUCUCUCUCAUUCAUCAUUGCAACCACUUAGCGCAAGAAAAAAAGAGCAUUGUUCAGUCAGCUGAUGUUUGCUUAAAAAAAAAAUGCUCUGGAAUGGUAGGCUACGUGGAUGUUUGGCUGAGUAAGAGUCGGAAAUGAAACUUCUGUGGCUUAAGUAUUUUGUUGACUUAUUUUCCUUCCUUUUACAGCAUCAUGUCCCACCUUCCUUCAAGUUGAGAGAGAUAGAUCGAUAGAUAAUAUGAUGCUCCUGAUAUAUAAGCAGAAAAUGUAGUUCAUGACUGACCAGGAACGAGACCUUGGCAUCAUAGUGAAUAGCUCAGUGUAGAUGUUGACCAGGAUGCUGGACUAGAUGGGCCAUUGGCCUAAUCCAGUAGGCUCCUAUUAUGUUUUUUACAUUCUUAGAGACAUAACAGUAUCCAAACCGCAAAUAAUAACAAAGAAAUGACCAGUCAAAGAAAGCGCAGAAUCAGACUCUCAUCCACAGGUCAUCUUGUUAAUUCAGAAGGCCUCCUAGGAAGGACUUAGUUAUCCAGAGCCUUUUGUUUACUUCUGCCUUUUGAACACACCUUGGGCUGUCAUUAGUGAGUUUCAAAAUUCCAAUUGUAUCAUUCACCCAUCACCAGUACUGGUUCACAGCUUACUUUCAUUAGCCACUAUGCUACUUUAAUUUAUAUGAAGAAGAAUACAAUAAAUAGGUCUCUGAAUCCUCAUGUUUUUAAUUUUAAUAUGCAGAACAUUUGUUUCCCCUGGUUUGUGUUGCUUUAAACAAAGAGAUGACAAAGGUUGAGUUGCUUGCCCUUCUGAAUUUUGCAUAUCAAAAUGUCUGAAAUGUCCUUGAGGCAAAAAAAAAAAUCUGACAAUCUACUUGCACACAUCAUACUGAGAUCCAUCUGUCUGUAAGAUGAAUGGUAUUGAAUUAUAGCUCUUUGGGCGAAAGAACUUGCUGCAUUUUAUCUAAAGAUCAAAUCCCAUGAGUCCGAUAAUGAUUUAAACCUCCUUUGUAUUGAAUAAAGCAUGUAGCUUAACAAGUAUAGAUCUGAAGCCAAAGUCUUACGGAUUCAAAAUUUAGUUUUGAACAAAACUGAAGGCCCUGCUUCCAUUUAAUCAAAGUUUUUAUAUAAAAAAGGCCCAUGCUGUAGAAAAAUGCCCCAUUUCUGGAAUAUAGCUUUGGGCUGUUGCAGACACUGCGAGAAUUCAUGUCCAUGCAGCAGAUUUAUUUAGUGUGCAACUAUUAAGUGUUUUUAUCUACUCAUUGGCAUCUUACUUGGAAUGAUGCAGGUAGUUCGUGGUGUGUACAAUUAGACAUCUAACUGCUGGUGUCUCUGAAAUGUAUAUUUUGCUCACCCCUCAUAGUGACUUGCAGUUUAUUAAAAUGCAGCUUCUAUUAAUACAGUGAAAUGGUGAAAUAGAUAACCAACAAGAGUCAGGCCAGAGGUCCUAUGCAGCCUCUAAUGGCAUUUUAUUGUGGCCUUUCGUUCCUCCUGAAGCUCUCUCAUACUUCCAUCCUGUUAGAGUUCCUUCCUUUCUGUCCCCCCCCCCUUUGUUUUUUAAAGGUUUGUUUUCCUCUUUCUACCUAGGUUCUAAACCAUUGUGAGGGGAAAGUAUUUUAUUUGAUAAAAAUAAAAAAUUUAAAAACUUCUUCUGGUUGUAUGGCUUGAUCUGAGAACAAACCAAUAAGACAGGGGUGUCCAGACUUUUUUUCAAAGAGGGCCAGAUUUGAUGAAGUGAAGGGCCGACCAAUGUUGUUGACGUUUUUUGGCUUGAAGUUGUUGACUUUUUUUUAGGAUUUUACCUCAGGAAAUAAACUGCCACAGGGGCCGGAUUAGACCCUGAAAUGGACUUUGGUCAUGCCUGCAAUAAGACAUCUACACUCUGUGUGUGUCAUGUGCAUGUAUGUCUUGCUCUCUAAAAUCAGAAAUUACUUUCACUUACUUUCCAGAACAGUAACCGGGUUGCUCUCCUGCACUAAAAAUAAAAAUUUAAACCCUCUGUAUACUUAUGUGAGAGUAAUCCUAUCAAGCACAGUUGAGAUUACUUGUGAGUUGAACUUCAUAGGAUUGAGAGUUCUGCUCUGGGGCAGCUGUGAUGAAAAUUGAAACAGGGGGUGAUCUUUAUUCCAGCUUAGUCAACCCAGAUCGGUUUUGUCUCUGACUCUGCUCACCAUUGACUCUCCUCACUACUAGCAUGCAGCUCAUGACAGAUUACUCAUGAGGGCAUGCUGGACUCAAUAGAGGAAGGAUUGCCCAUCCCUAGUUUGCAUCCUAAAACCUGUUGGGAACAUUAUCACAGCCCAACAAAGUAUUUCUUAAUAGGAAGUUCUUAACCCAGAAGCCUCCCUGGGCAAGGAAUUAUAGGAGUAGAUUUGCAGAACAGUAUCUGUGUUAAGAUAAGACAGGCAUCCACCCUCUGUACUUUGUGGAAACAAUUGAAGACAUUUUUGUUUUUGCAAGCUUUUCCAGCUGUGUGGAAAGGUCUCUGCCUUAGGUGUUUAUUUUUGUAUUGUUUUAAAACCUAUAAUUAGAUUUUUGUACUAUUAAAAAAAGUUUUUAGUGUAUGUUUGUAAAUCACCUUGAGGCUCACGUGAAAAGUGAUUCCUAAAUUAAGAUAAUAAAUACAAAUACAAGUAACAGACGGUGCCACAACUGUGCAUCUAUAAGUAUCUAUUGAAUUCUAGUACCCAAAGCAGGUACCCGGCUUAAGGUACAGUGAGAGAGCUGGAAGCAAAAGGACUAUUUUUUCAAGGAAGAGGUAGUGACUGGAAUAUUUACCCUUAACUUUGGGUUCUCGUAAUGAUGCAGCAUGGCUUUUUAUGCCCUUUGCCAGAAGUAUGCAGCUAAAACUGACUUCCCAACAGCUGUUUCGGUAGCUAAGCUGACACCUUCCCUUUUCCAUUCCAUCACAGUAGGUGGUAAAGCAGCCUUUUGCAGUAAAACCGCAUGGUCUGAAAUCUGCUGUCUGUAUAUAAGAGUUCAGUUAGUUCUCUUUAACAGCAUCCCCCUCCCCACCCUAAUCUAAUAGAUGCAUUUAGAGGCCAAACUGAAAACGACAUAGUAAGCAAACACAUCAGUUCUCACUCCCCAUUGCUUUGCCCAGGACCACAGUUGGCUUGGACAGAAAUGACUUCUUCUGUAUUUAUCUUGGGUAGUAGGGGCUUAUAAAUGGGAGGGAAUUCUUGGCAGGAAGUACAGCCCUAUCCCCCAGCCCACCCGUAACAGGGCUGUGUAUUGUUGUCUGCUUAUUCCCCCUCUCUGGAAAAUGAUGUCACUGAUGCCCUGAUCAGCCCUUUAUGGCUAUUGUCCAAGGGUCAUUAAGGAGGCAGGGCACACUGUUUGUUUGCAUUCUCCGGCUACCUCUUUUGAGUUGAGAGUGGUGAGCUUUGACUCUUCUUAACUUAGGCAGAGAUAAGACUACUACUUUCCAACUCUAACUUGCUAGACAUCAAAGGCCCAUUAUUUAGAAUCGAGAUUAUUAUUAAUUUCAUUUCUAUACUUCUUUAUCUUCAUGCUUUGAUUAGUUGCUUUCCGUCUUACCAAAGAAUAGAGAUUGGAGGGAGCGUUUUAGUUGAUAUCUCAUUUAGAGACGUGCUUAAUUUGCACUUCCUAAAUCAAUAUGUGAGCUGAAAUGCGACCGUUGGCAUCUAUUUGUCUCGGGAGACAAUGGAGGAAUGCACUUUUGCGGGCUAACACUACUGUGACUAUGAGAUGGAUGCAGGAGAGACAUGUUUUGUCGCAGCUGGGGCUGAUGAAAUUUUCGCAUGUCUGAAUUUUGCAAUGCCAUUCUUCAGCCAUGUGUACAAACGUGAACUUAACUAGAGUAAAAUCAUCUUCAAAUGGCAUACAUUGGUGAAAGUAACAUUAGGGGAAAUGUCUUGUGAAAAAUGUAUAUAAGGCAAAAAAUGUGUUCAAAUAUGUAUAUUAGAAGAAAUUGACACUAAAAAUGUCCAUGAGGACUUAAGAAGAAAAUCACAGGCUGAUGUGGAAAAGCAAACAUAAUAUUGGAAGAAAGGGAAAUGGAGAUGAAUCAAAAUGGACAGAUUCACCCAUAAUUAGGAUAGUCAGUGGAUUAAUUCUUGCAGCCCUUUAAGAACUAAGUACAUGAAACUCUUAACUCUUGCGGAAACUCCAGUUUACUGUGAGCUGUACAGUGGUACCUCGGGAUGCGAACGGGAUCCGUUCCGGAGUCAUGUUCGCAUCCUGAAUAGAACGUAAGGCGCGAUGGCGUGUCUGUGCAUGCGUGGGUCGUGUUUUGCCGCUUCCGCGCAUGCGUGUGACGGCAUUUUGACCAUCUGCUCAUGCGCGAGCGGCGAAACCCGGAAGUAACGCGCUCCGUUACUUCCGGGUUGCCAUGGAGCGCAACCCGAAAGCGCUCAACCUGAAGCACAUUCAACCCAAGGUAUGACUGUAUUCGUCAUUUGGGUAAUUCUCUUUGACCCUUUUUGAUUGUUCCAUCAUUUUGAGAAGCUUGGGGUGGCAGCAGGACAACACAUUACCUGUAUCAGCCCCUAAGUUUUGGAACUCCUUCCUCACAGAGGCGUGUCUGGCAGCAUCUUCGUUCUACAUCUUUGCGGGACUGCUGAAGACACACACACCUCCUUUGAUGCCUGAGAUGUAUAUUUUUUGGACAUGCCUUAUUUCUGCGAUGGUAAGCUGUUUUAAUAGUUGCAACUCAAUUCUAAUAAUAGCCAAGGCAGGAGGAAGGGUCGAAAAAGGUUUGUGUGAUUCCUUCUGUUCCCCUGUGGGUCCCUGUUCUGAGAGAAUAGAAGUUGUCACAAGAAUUCCCCACCCAGAAGUCUCAGUUACACUGGCAAAACAGCGAUUGAGCUCAGGGGACCUGAGUCCAAGACUCCUGCUAAGAUUUCAGCCCCACCCAGGUCUGCUUUUAGAUUAUUAUUUUUUUAAUUUACAGCAUUUGGCAAGUGUAACAAAGUGGGUGUAUCUGUUUAGUAAACUUGUAAACAUAAAUAUAUAAUUUAUAUAAAUAUAAAUCUGGCUAAAUUAAGCUAAUUCAGAGAUCAAGCAUACUGUGUGUUGCUUUUAAAAGACAGAACAACCAUAUAAACUAGUAGGGAAGUAAGUGCCCUGAAUAUUCAAUAUCAACAUCAGGUUCCUUUUUUUUUCAUUUUCAAGUACUGUUUGUACUUAUCACUAAAUAGAACUUCACAUGGGGGCUGGUAUGUUUUGCCUUGUAGGGCCAAGGGGGGGCAAUUUUAAUCAGAGAAAAGGUCAAAGGUCCCAAACCAAAUCUCCACUUCCUGAGACUGCUAUUAAUAAUUGAAAAAGAAUUAAUCAUGCCUUUAAAUCUUCAUGAAACAGGUAGCUGGUCUGCUUUCCAUUAAUUUGUGCUAUUUACAGCAAUUGGAAUGCAGAACUGCGGUUAGUGGGACUUUUGUAUAAAGUUGCAUUAUAAUUUAACAGACGUUACCCUUAUAUUUUACUAUAUUUCCCCCCUGAGAGGCCUUGUCUUACUACCCGUGACUGGUAUGUAUAAAUACAUUUAUAGUAUAUCUUCAUUGUCCAUUUCUAGUCUAUGAACCUUCAGUUUAUGGUGUGUAUGUGCGCUUGUUUGUGAGCAGCCCUGCUCAUCCUACCUUUUCCUAUUUAAGUUAAAAGCUUCCAAAAUUGGCACAAACUCUGGAUACAUGCCAGGGUUUUCCUCUUGUCGCUUCAAGAUUUCCUCAUGCAAAAGAAAUGAUGCAUGACCUAAAUAUUUCCUUUGUUUUAUUCAGUAAUCUGACAUUGCAUAUCUUUUAGAGCAGGCUUCAAUUAUGCUUGGUUGGUCUGGACGAGGGAGGGAGCUUGCUAACUCCCUCAUCGGAAGCUGAAAAGAAAACAGGAGCUGGCUGUAGAAACUCAGAGCAGAUUAGAUGUAAAUUGCCAAGUGCAAUUGAAAAUCUCUGCAUUUAGGAAAGAAGACCUGCUUUUAAGUUGGCCAUGUUCACAAAACUUUUUGCUGGGUUCUUCUUUGCCUGUUUUUCCUCCCUCCUUUUGGACUUGACAUUACUGCUCCCAUGUGAAGACUUCUAAAAACUUAUUCCACGUGGUGGCCACUUCAUGCUGAUGUGUAGGAUGGGUACAUGAAAUCAGCUCUCCACAUGGAUAUUCCUUGUGUCCAAGCUUGGCGGUCCUUUCAGUAGAAAAGAUCUUUAAGCAAUAUAUUGUGCUUUGGUUCUAAUCAGUGACCUUUUUUUUUUUAACCAAUACCUUAUCAGCGGUGACUCUAUCCAGUCUAGAUCUGUUAAUAUGAAGACAUCAUACAAACAAAUGUUCUUUAACACUUGCUUACUGUAGUAGUCAAUCAAGGCACAAUUUAUUGCUUAAUUUUCUUGGAAGGUCCACUGUGGGAAAGGUAUGACAUUUGAUUAUAAAGUGGCCUGGUGACAAGUUCUGCAUUAACACUUUCUCCAGAUUUUGAGGGGCAACUAAUUGAGCAACUUUGGAGACAGGCAGCACUUCAGUUACUGAUCUAUGUAGUUGUUUCUGAUUCUGUAGGUUUGAUCAGAGGAUGCUUACAAUCACCAUGCCAUUCUUUUAUUUGGGAACUUGUCCUCUUCCUAUAAUUGUUUUUUAAAACCCAAGUUCCUCCAUUUUUGCAUUAGUUGAUUUAGGCACCAGCAUAACCAUGUGGACAUCAACAUCACUGCAGCAGACUUUUUGGCAUGCGUACUGGCAUCAUAAUUCCACUACAUUUCCACUAUAGUUUUCUGCACAAGACUAGUAAAGAUGUAAUGGAACUGCAAGCAUGCUAUCUAUGUAUGGUGAUGCCUGGUCUUUCAAGGGGAGUGUUUGUUCUGUUUACCUUUAUUUGCAAAAGCCCUUGGCUCCCUGGCAUGCUUCAUAAAUUACUUUUAAAUCUUAUUUUUCUCUACUAUUCUGAUUGAUUUGUUGUCCUGUUUUAAAACUUUAUGUAGACCUUUGACUGUAAAGCUGCUUGCUACUAUGCAGGAUGUACAGAUCAUUUGAAAGAAGAAUAUGGGAUGUUCUUUGAAAAAUAAAGAUGAUUGUACUUUAGCUUUUAAAAGUUGCUACUGUUGCAUGAUUACAUUGUGUGGUUCAGGCUCUGCUUUUGCAGAACAAACCUAAUUUCUGAGGCACUAAUUCAUAUCCAGUCUUGAUCGAUGAUCACUGAAAGAAACCAUUGGCUGCUGCUGAUAAAGUUGCAAAACUAGAAAAACACGAAAUGCUCUCUGAACAUGUAUAAUUUGUAAUUUACUACUAUCUGUGUUUGUAUGAAUGUUUCCUCCUUUCUUAUUUGUUUGUUUCAUAAAACGUUCAUAGUGCUUGAUAGUUGUUGGUUGUUUGGGGUUUGUUUUUUAAAAAAAAUAAAAAACACCUCAAAGUAGUUUACAAAACAAAGUUCUGUUCCUAAGUGCUUCAGGUUGGGUUCCUGUGGUCUUGGUUAUUUCCCCUGAGGAUUUCAGUUCAGUUUUUGUAACAAAUGUACCUCAAAAUACUCCCUUUAUAAACCUCCAUUUAUAACCAACUGAACCUAUUUAUAAUUGUUUUACAGAUUGGUGUAAGCAUUUCCACAUGUUCCAGCAGCUGCCCACCAUGCUUCCUCCCCAAGAUUUGUUUAUUUGUGUAGAAAAAGGCUAUACUACUCUUCUGUAAAAAUUCCCAUGGUGGCACACAUUAAAAUAAUAAAAACAGUAAAUACAUAUGCCAUGCUACAGGAAUCAAAUGGCACAAGAAGCAAUUAAGAUAUAGUUGCAAAUAAAUUCACAACUUACGUUUCAUGCUGAGAUGCUCUGGUAGGCUUUCUGGGUGAUGGCGGUACCAAGUAACAUCAAGAUGAAUUUUUAGGGGGAACGUCUUUCUUAAUUCCCCAAAUGCCCAUGAUAUAGCAUCACUCCAGGGUUAAACAUGGCACCUCCCCCAGGCCCAGAAGGGUACUCAUUACAUUGGAGCACCUGGUUUUUUAAUUUUUGAUUUUUAAUUAAAAAGGGGAGCUUAGGGCAUGCAGGUCGGUAAUGACAGCAACAACAACUUAUUUAUUAUUUGUACCCCGCCCAUCUGGCUGGGUUUCCCCAGCCACUCUGGGCAGCUUCCAACAAAACACUAAAAUACAAUAACCUAUUAAACAUUAAAAGCUCCCCUAAACAGGGCUGCCUUCAGAUGUCUUCUAAAAGUUUGGUAGUUGUUUUUCUCUUUGACAUCUGGUGGGAGGGCGUUCCACAGGGUGGGUGCCACUACUGAGAAGGCCCUCUGCCUGGUACAUUAAAAUGUCAUACAUUAAAAACUUCUCUAAACAGGGCUGCCUUCAGAUGUCUUCUGAAUGUUAGGUAGUUGUUUAUCUCUUUGACAUCUGGUGGGAGGACAUUCCAUAGAGUGGGCGCCACUACUGAGAAGGCCCUCUGCCUGGUUCCCUGUAACCUCACUUCUUGUAGUGAGGGAACCGCCAGAAGGCCCUUGGCGCUGGUCCUCAGUGUCUGGGCUGAACGAUGGGGGUGGAGAUGCUCCUUCAAGUAUACUGGGCCCAAGACCUUUUAGGGCUUUAAAGGUCAGCACCAACACUUUGAAUUGUGCUCGAAAACAUACUGGGAGCCAAUGUAGGUCUUGCAGGAGCGGUGUUAUGUGGUCUCGGCGGCUGCUCCCAGUCACCAGUGUUAGUGGUAGGCUGUGCAGGGGCCUUGAGGGUAUCUGGUGCUGAUGCCAGACCUGCUAAAGCAUAUGUGGAAGCUGACCAGGGACUGAUUGAGAUACUUCAGUAACCUAGUGUCAGUGUUGGUGACGGAGGCAAAUGAAACUUGAUCUACUCACCUGUUCCCAUUUGUAUCAAUUUUCUUUGCGCAGCAGGUUGCUAUAUGGCCUGGUAUUUAUUGGUGUAGCAGUUAAGGGGUUUACAAUUUUGCAGUAAGUGCAGUAACUUUAGAAAGUCUUUGCAACAGAUCAGUUCAAUGGAAGAACAUUGUAAGGAGGUGGAGAAAGGGAGUUGUUUACAGCUGCUUACUUCUUAUCAACCAAAAAGCACCAUAGAUGUUUAUACUUUCCAGAAGGGAAGCUGCAUUAGUCUGUUUCUGCUGCUGCUGCUGCUUAGAUUUUUUAAAAGUGUGUUCUUGCUUGGAUUUUCAUUUUAGUACAGGCAGUUCCCUUUCUCAGUGAAAUAGUUUCAUUGGCAUACACAUAACUUGAAUAAAGAGAUUAAUACAAACUUCUGCACAAUUACUUUUUGUGUUCCUUUACUGUCCAGAAUUCCCCAAAUCAGUAUUUUGUUAUUAAGUCCCAACGGGCGUUCCCUGACAAGUCCAUCUUAAUGUGUUUUUAGAAAUUCUCUUCUCAUUCGAAAUGAGGAGGGGUGUGUUGAAAACUUUUAAUAACUAGAAGUUUGUCUCCUUGUAGGUAUGUGUAGCAUAACUAGUUUAUUAAUAGAGUUCUUUACAGCUCCCUGGUAGGAAAUGGGGAAAGGCAGAGUCUAGAGGCUAAAUUGUGCUUAAAUGGACAAUGCAUGGUCCAUUCUCAGAGAUUUUACUGUUCAUUCAUUUCAUUGCAAGUGAUCAAUACAGCAGGCCUGAUUCCCGAGAGGGCAUUUGCUCAGGCUGAAAAACAGAGGUGAACUUCAAAUGGUGCUAAAGAGUUGUCAGUUUCUGGUUAUGGCUAAUGUUUUCAAGUUUGCUAUUGUUGGCAUCCACCUGACUCGAGAGGCAAUGGAGUGCACCUCCAAGGGUGAAGUCAAACUGCUGCAUUAGCAGCACUAAAGUGGGGCACAAGCCCCGGGGAGUGUGUGUUGGGGUCCUGGACUGCCCAGACAAUGACCCCACUUUCGGCCUUGCUGAUGUGAUCCAAAGGAAAGCAGAGCAAUAUGAUUGACACCAGCUUGCUUUCAGGUGAUCUUUUAAUAUUUGUUGGUAUAAGAUCAGUAACAUCUAUAUGCUUCAAUUCUGUUUCUGUUGUAAUCAACUCUGUUUCUAUUGUUAUUAAAAGGCACAUUACAUAGAUUGCUUUUACUUGUCUUUUUAAAAAGGGAAUGGCACCUCCUCCCUAUUUGAUUACUUGUGAAGAUCAGUUGUAAAGAUGAUGGGAGCAAGUGCUUGAAACAAUGGAACAAAAUAUACCCAGCCUUUAUUGGUCUUGUAAUGUUCCUAUUUUUAAAGCACUCACAAUCUAUUAGGUACAGAAAUAAAUUAGAGUGCUUCUGCAAAUAAAUAAAACAAGACUUGCCUCUUUGACUUUGGAUCUGAAACUUGGUGCUUCCCUUUUGCCAAACCCCCCCCCCCUCCGGCCCCUGCCGUCGCACAUUAACCAAGACCCCAAGAGCAGCUGAGGUGUUACUGCCCCUUUGUGCUCCACCACUUUGCACGGAUCAGCCAAGGUGGUAAGAAAUAACAUGAUGGAAUUCAUCAUUUGCAUGCCCCCCACACUUAAUGGGGCGAAAGGGGUCUUGCCAUGAGUGCAUUGCCAAAGAACUGACAUUAGGUAGUGGCUCCAUGAACGACUUGCAGCCUAGUAUACAUUUGGGAGAGAGGAAUUGCCUAUUUUCUUGAAUCCCUCCUUUCUUUUUGUUCAGGCCUCUACAUAAUCAGUCAUCAGCCGUACAACAUGCAGGGAACUCGGUGUACAGAUGAAACAUUUCGCUUCUGUGUUAUACUGCACACAGCAUAACAAACCUUUGCCCUUGGGUAUGUUUCGCACUAACAAGUAGGGAAUUACACUACAGCACAAUCUGGUUUUGAACUAUUUAAAGCACUGAAGUGUUUUGUUUUGUUUUUCUUGAUUGCUGAAUUACUGUUUGCUCUGGUUCUUCUACCAGGAACUGCUUUCUAAAUUAUGGGUGGACUCCCUGUUAUGGCUGCUGAUUCUUUCGCUGUUGUGGCUAGUAACAACCCCUUCAGUCUAAUGGUCUGGAAGGUUACUUGAGUGCAGCAAGUCACAUCUCUUACACAGACUCAUUCCAUGCUUAAUUUCUCAUUCUUAGUGAUAGCCUGUGCUUGGUGAUAGGGUGUGUUUUGCAUUCCUGGCAUGACUAGGUAAAACAGGGCUUGGGAACCUGUGGCCCUGUUGUUGGACUCCCAACGAGGGCCUCAAGGUUUCCCACCCUUGAGUUAAAAAGAUCAGGCAGCAGAUGAUGGGGAAGAUUAGGAAAACGUUAGGAAGAAAUUUUCAAUGGCAAGAGCUUUUCGACAGUGGAGCAGUCCACCUCGGAAGGCAGUGUGGACUCUUCUUCAUUGGUGGUUUUCAGACAGAGGUUGGAUGGUCAUCUGUUAAGGAUGCUCUGUGAUUUCUGCAUCACAGGGACCUGGACUAGACAAUCCUUUGGUUCCUUUUCAAAUCUACAAUACUGAUUCUAUGACUUCUUGAGAGAAAAAGGAGCUUCUUGUGUUCCAUAUCGUGUGUGUUUGUGUGUUGCACUUUGGAAGGGAGGCAUGUAGAAAAACAUGAAACUUGCCAUAAAAUGGGGAAGGCCUCAUGCUGUCUGGACAUACAUUCUAGGCCCUGGACUGCUUCAGUGGAGAUAUAACAGAGCAGAACUUGUAGCAUAAGGGGUCCUCUUGGUUCCUGCUAGUAAUAUUUAUUUAUAUAUUUACUUUAUUUACUUUAUUACAUUUCUACAGUUCUCUUCAUCCAAGGAUCACAGAAAUGCUUAUAGUACAAAAACACAAAAAUGCAUAACAUAGUAACAAACAACACACACAUACACAAUCCAGUUUAGAAGGGCAUACUGUCUUUGCCUGGCACCUAAAAAUAUGUAACAAAAGUGCCAGGCGAGUUUCCUUGAGGAGAGCACUUGACAAGCAGGAAGUUGCCACAAAGAAGGCCCACACUUGUGUUGCUAUGCUCUGGACCUCUCAUGGAGGUUGCCUUUAUGUUUUGCUGCCGCUGCCCAAGCAACUCUGCUCAAAAGCAGAGUUUCCUGAUUUGUGAUCAUUUGAACCCACAUUAUACCAAAACAGACUACUGGCCUAUCUGACUUAAUUUUUUCUGCUCUAAUUAGCAACAGCUUGUCAUGGUCUCAGGAAGAGUUUUUUCCCAUAUACUUGAGAUCCUUUAGUUGGAAUUGCCAGGACUGAACCUGGAAUCUCUUGUAUGCAAAACAGUAACUCUCUUACGGUGCUGUGGGUUUUCCUCGGCUUGAGUAGGGUUGUUUGCAAUGUAGACAGCCACAAAAGACCUCUGUAUAGAAGGGAGUUCCAAAGAGCGGAAAAGAACGAAAGUCUCCUUUGUCUUCUGUGUCUUCUUCCAUGUAUUUUUACACACAAAUGGUUAGUAGUACAUAUUUCAGCUUUACAGCAUGUUUACAUUUUUUAAAGGAAUGACAGUGUUCUAAGUUUGUUUGUUUACUGGUACCUGUCUUUCCUUGAUACCCAAGAGCUAUAGCGUAUAAGCUUGUUAAUAGUCUUGAAUUGCUUUUUCACGAACCUGCCGACUCAAAUCUUUUUAGAGUUCACUGUAGCCGGUUGCUUUUUCUUCUUAGUCUUCCAUGGGCAUUUGGGCAGGCAGGUUAGUCACUUGAAAAAUGUGACAUGAACCAGUCUCUAACAGAUGUCACCCUAAGCUUAAAGAACUAGCCGGCACACUGAAGCACAGGCAUCUUGAGCCAAAUGCGGUGCUGAUUAGACAACAGAGUAAUCCCCUACAAAAUGAUUGCACAGCCAGCAAAUAAAAUCUUGUGGUUUUACAUCCACUUUUCUUCUUAAACUGCUCUUAAUCACAUCUUUUGAAUUUGUGGCCCUGGAAGCGUGUAUAUCUGCUACGUUCAAUCCCUUACGCUGGCUUUGCCUAUGUGGACCAGAUAUUAUUCAGCUUCUCCAGGCGCUGUCAUGUUGGAGCGCUAGUCCUGAUUCCUUACGCUGAACUUCGCUUACCUCUGAUGUAAUAUGCCUCUUUUAGGAUGUGUUUGACUUCCCAAUAUUUAAUCCAGAGGACUUAAGACCAGCCCUCAGAUUUUCCUAUUUGCACUAACUACCAAAGCAUGUUGGCGUGGCAUGCUGCCAGUUCAUGCCGGCCUUUUGCUGCUCCAACUGACGCGUUGCUGAGCUGUGGCCCAACCUGGAGACAGGCUAGCGGUGAGUGUUAAUGAAUUGCAUUCGCUUUUUCUUUUUUUACUUUCAAGAAGGAACUAAAGAUAGGGGGGUACAUGGUGUAAGCUGGAAGCUGCCUCUCUGUGCUACAUACUUUGUUCUAGCUGCCGUGAGGCAUUUUGAGAGGUGGAGGGGUUUGUGUUUUGUCCAUGUCAAUUCAUGGAUCAUCAGCUCGUCUGCAAGAACGACUGGUACUUUUGGCAUAAUGCAGCUGUGGAAGCUUAUUUACUUUGGCUUUGAAAAUGGUUUGGCGCAGCCUUCCUUAUGUGAAACCUGCUUUGCUCAGAACAGAAUCCAGUACAGCAGUUUGCUUUCAUUUCCCCCUCACCAUUUACUUUUUAGCAAUUCCUAACUCUCGUGGUUAUCAAGAAAUGUUUAAAAUGUGCUGGGAAUGUGUAUAAAGGGGAGGCUUUGGGAUAAGGGUUGUUUGCCCAAGAAUUCUGCUUUGUCUCCCUAGGAUUCCUCAGUUAUCCUUGCUCUGUUUUAAACGGACUUCUUAUCUCCUUCCAUCAACUCAUGCAGUUUCUCUCCAUUGUCAAUUUCACGUAAAGGUGCUAAAUAUUGCAACUUGAACAGAGUACGUUCGUUUUAAGGCAGGGCUGAGGAACCAGAUGCCCUCCAGGUAUCAGCUCUCAAGGUAUUGUUGGGCUCCCAACUCCCAUCAGCCCCAGCCAACAUGUCUAACGUCAGAGGCCAUGGAAGUUGUAGUUCAGCUACACCUGCAGGACCACAGUUGCCUACCCCUAGUUUAAGCCAAAUUAACUGGUAUUUCCCUUGGUAUAGAGCUAGGUUUUGUAUUCUGAAAGCACAUGGAUCUUAAAAGGGCAUUUUGAAGCUCCACUAAAGAGAAGAUUCAUGGCGUGGCAGUGUAAGUCUGACAGGCCCAUGGUGCCCUCCCUCCUCCAUCUUAGCCCUCCAAAGCUCAAGGCAAGUGUACCCAGCUGCGCCCCACAUCCUCUGCACAGGCCUGAAGAGGGACAAGGGUGAUUGGUCAUCUGGAAACUGAACUGGGCAGCAACCAGAGGGAAGUUCCAAAGCUCUAUCAUAUUUUACAUUGGAUUCUUACUAGGAAGCAGAUGUUGUUUUAAAACUCUUAGUCCACAGCACUCAGAUCACUUCCACCAAUUCCUUUCACAGCCUCUGGAGCAACCUUCUUCAGCUUUGAGUCCCCAGAUGUCGUUCGACUACAACUCCCAUCAUACCUGACCACUGGGGCCGCUAGCUAGGGUGAUGGGAGAUGUAGUCCAACAUUUGGGUUGAGAAAGGCUGCUGUGGAGUGUGGCAGAACCUUGAGCACAUGACUGCUGAUGCCUCUGGAAGUGGUGAGUGAGGCAUUCCUUGAGAGGCUACAUUGCCUUGGAGGACACCAUCAAUCGCAUCCACAUGCCACCAAUGUCACUGCAUUUUGAUAAAACAGAUUUCUUAGGAGGACUUUACUUGAUCCAUGUACUGAACUUGGUAUCCUCUUUGUCUUGAGACAUUUCCACAUACUUGGUGUCUUCAGGCAAAUUGCUUUACUAAAUGCUAGUUCCAGCCUCAAGUGGGAGUCAGGUGUCCAACCAGAGAGGGGAGCGUGCUGCCCAGUUGCUAUUUUUAAGUGCUUGAACAGUGCACAAACACUGUUCACUUGAAAGAUGGAAGCUCACCCCUGAAGGCAGAAGCUCCGGUUCUAAUCAGCUGUUAGUGCUGCAGAAUCCAGGUCAUUGGUCCUGUAGAGAGCUGCUUGCUUGAGACUCUUUGCCCAGGAAACAGAAAUUGCUCAGUCCCUGCCAUCCUUCAUGGGAAAGCAAUUUGUUUAGCUUAGCUGUGCUAACAAAAGUUUUAUAAUCUCCUUCUGAAUGGGGAAUGUUGGUACAGCAUCCACCUAACAGGAGCAGGCUUUGUUUUCUGGAGCUGGUGGUUUCUCCCAUCACUAAGGAGAUACGGUAAGGUGUGGUUGGUUAGGGUGUGAAGCUUCUAAUGGGACAGUGUGGGAAGUCUAGCUAAUUUGUUUCUAAUUGCUUUGCUGCAUCUUCUGGUUUAAAUUAUGUGGUAUGGCAUGUUAGUUUUCGAAGAGUAAUGGAAACUGGGAUCGGUUGAAGUUUAGAGAACUGGUCUGGUGUAGCUUGUAUUUAGGAAUUCAAAACUGGAGUGAAAGGGUGUUAUUUCUUCACAGAGUAUGGAAAUGAACAAACAAAAAAACCACAGUGCCUUCAGGAUCCAUUUUCCAAGAUCACUUAAUGUAGGUUGCAGUAUGAAUUCUAAUCCAUAAGAAGUUCUUUUUUUAAAAAAAAUAAGGAAUGAAGAAAUGGUAGUUUUCCAGAUCAGUGCAGAAUGCAAGGGUGUGAUCCUUGUUGCAUGUGCAGCUGGGGAUGCACAUUUUGGCAGAUGUGCUGUACUUGUUUUCCAUAGAUCUUGCCUCUCCGUAAUUAGACUAAUCAGCUGGCUUCAGGCAAAUCGGUAUCUGUUGACCUCAGCCCCCACCAGUUGCAGUAUUGGAUUAAAACAGACCAGUUGGACAGGGUUGUUGCUUUUGUUGUUAGGAUUAAAUAUAUGCUCUGAGCACUCUGAAAUGUUCUCUGUAUGCCAUCUUCAGUGAAUGUAGCCACCCCAUUUCAAUCAUGCAGUUCUAGAUCCCUUGACAACGCAAGAACCAGCCAUGUCCUGUCCUUAGAACCUUUCUGCCCAAAUUAAAAGAUGUGCCCUAAUUUCUGACCUGUUAGUUAUGAGCACAGUUGUCUAGUUCACAGUGUGCUGGAUGCAGCUGGGCUGUCUUCAUCCUUCAUACUCUGAUGUUGCUGUUAUGCUGGCAAAAUCAACAACUUGCAGAUUUGGGUAUGUAUGUGCUGCCGCCCUCUACUGGAUGGAAUCACAUUCAUUAAAGCAUUUUGUGCCUUCCUUUCAACUCUUGACAUAUACGGUAUAUAAUUUUUUUAAGUAGCAUCCAGGAGUUACACUAGAAUAAUGUAUCUUUGAGGAGUGGGCAUAAAGAAGCGACAGAAUAACUUGUUGCAAGAGCAAAAGGUUGUAAUACAUAGGCAAUAUAAGAAAAUGUCAGAAUCAGUCCAAGGUGACAGCAGAAAAGUUAGGCUUCUUGUGGAUGUAGUAGAAAAGUUCUCAGACAAGAACACCAGACCCUUGUUUCCUAAUUUUCAUCCCCAUUAGAACAUGAUUCCUGUCUAGCUUGGGUGUCGUCAUGCUAUUUCUUCUAAAAAGCUCCAUUGUUUGGCUUAUGUUGCUCUGCAUUUCUGCAGUGGGUAAGCUGUGUGAUAACCAGGUUUAUGGGCAAAGAUAAGAAAAGUGGCUUUUGGAAGCUGGUUAUGUGAGCUUGCAACAUUUGACUGUAAUGCUGAUUUGCAGUGGAACUGAAUUCAACAGUUAUUUCUGCUUUGGGAAUUCAGAGAGGUGGUUCUUGGGGAAGGGCCAUAACUCAGUGGUAGAACUCAUUCAUGUUUUGCAUUCAGAAGAUCCUGGGUUUGGUUCCCAUGUCUUAUGUCUGGGAUUUUUUUAUUAUUAUUAUUAUUAUUUUGCCAAUAAUCAGAUCUCUCUGAGAUUGAAAGGAAAUGAAACAGUCUAUUUACAGGAUGGGGAUUUGUUGAAUGAGCACUUGCCUGCAGUACUGUAUAUCAGAAAAACACAUUUAAAUGGCAUACAUUUCACUGUGUUUACAUCUGUUGCUGCUCUGCCCCAUGCCAAAAUACAGCGGGGAAAUGUACAAAGUUCAAAAUACGUAGAACAAUAUCAUCCGUCGUGUUCAGACAACGCCUUUGAUCCAGAUGAGGAUGACUUCAGCCUUGUCUGGACCACGUCAUAUUAUAGUUAGUGGUCUCUGCCAAGAUGAGGAUGUGAGAGAGACAGGGUCGUGCUAGGGAGUAAUUGGAACAGUACUUAGCUUUUACUCUGUCGUGGUUGAGAGCUAUGAUUUUAAAAUACCCAUUGUGAUUGAUAUACAUACGGACUUCUGACUCCAGUCUAGUUUAUCUAUGGCGUCUAAGCCAAAGCUGUGCUAAAGCAGAUUAUUGGCAAGUCUUAUAGGACUAGUCUGCCAGACAUACCUCUGAGAAUUUUCUUGUUCUCUGGUGUUGAUUCGUCAGGUUUUUUAAUUUCUGCUGCCCUACCUGUAAUAGAGCAUUUCUCUUAUGUAUCGAUUUCUACAGACACAGCAGGCACUGCAACUCUCCAGCGGUUUGACUUGACUCUCAAAGGCACACUCUUUCAUUGUCUCUUAAGACAGACAAGUGCCAACAACAGGUGGCUACAACAGCCGGGUAAAUAAGCCCCCGCAUUUACUAGCCUUCCAAAAUAAUUACUAGCCUGCUGAGGGCUGGCAGAGGAGGGAAUAGCAGCUUGCUUGGUUUCUAUAUUGGCCUCAGGGGAGGGACUGUGUGUUCCAUCCCUCUGUCACCAGCCUGCUCACUCGUGUGUGUGAUGUUCCAUCUGCCUGCAGCUCUUGGUUCCUGUGGUCAUCAGGCUAGUGCUUAAAUACAAGUCUAUAAGUUCCUUAUAGACACCCCCUGAUAAGCUUCUUCCCCAUGGGACUCGGGAAGAAGUUCCCCUUCCCCCAAGUUUGCAAUUCUAAUUACAUAAUUCUGUAAUGGCAUUAUGCUUGAGACAUUUCCCUCCCCCCUCCAUUAGCAGCAGAGGGUAUGUUUGCUCGAGAGGCAGCAAAAUGGAAAAUCGUUUCUUGAAUUGUGUUUACCAUAUGAUGAUAUAUAUUAUUUUUGCUGAGACAGCAAACCUAUCUGGGCUGUACCAUUGCAAACUUCAGACGAGGGCUUGCAUUUUGGAAUUUUUCUGAUAGGCCAGCAUGGGUACUUAUACUUCUUGUAGAAUCUGAAUACUUCUCUAUUUGAAAAAAUAAAAUAAAAUCCCUGCAUGUAGAUCAAGUGGUGGACAACAUGGUGGUCCCAGGCAUUGUUGGGCUGCAACUUCCAUAGUCUCUGACCAUUUGCCAUGGUUCCUGGGGUGGACGAGGUUAUACAUUUCCCAUAUUUGGCAUAAGGCACCCAGAUGACAGAUGAGAUUCAAUUAAAACAUUCGUAGUUUACAGCCUAGUUCUUUGCCUACUCCACUGUUAAGAGUUUCAGACUCAGGGCCAAACCUGGCAUUUGGUAUACUGUUGGGUGCUGACUUUUUUUCUGUAUUUAUUUUUGGUUUCCUAACUGAUUCCCAUCUGUUCUUAUAAGGCAACGUCCAGCAGCAAGAGAUGUCCUAACCCUCAGGCAGCUUUUUCCAUUCUUUUUGGAUGGAUCAGUGCACUCUUUGAGCACGCUGUGGUUAUGACUACUUAAUACGUGACUCACUCGAGCCGCCAGUGAAAGUGAGCCCUAAAGCACAAAAUACACAGGAGGGUUGGUCAAGUUCACCUGCUCUCCCCAGAACUUGACACACAGCCCAGGUUUUGAUGUUCCUUCUGCAUAAAUGGAACAAGCAUAAGCCGGCCACACCUGUGUUGUCAGCCUGUUUUUAACUGGACAUAAACUACAGGAACUUCACAUAUCUUUGCCAUCCAAGAGCUCGGAAAAGCUGCCAAAUUGGCAUCUUGGUUGCAUCUGUGGAGGUAAUGAGUUGCUGAGGAAAGACACUCACUUUUCACUUCAUUCCUCAGAUUCCCUGCUUUUUCCCCCCAAUGAUGCUGGCUGGCCAAGUCACACAUGCUGAAAACCACAUGGGAUAUUGGCUUAGAAUGGAGUGAUGAACCUUUCUCUCUUGUCAAGGGCCAUAUUCCCAUAAUCUGCAGGAGGGUUGCAUGCCAGUGGUCUGUGGGGCUGAAGUAAAAAUGGGGCAGUGAGAGCCAAAAGUAAGUGGGGCACCCCUUCUCUCCCAUCUUUCUCCAAUUUCUCUGCUUUCCCCCUUUUCCCUUCUUGUUACCAACAUGGAAUUAAGAUGAGGGAUACAGGCAUAGAAUAACACAAACCUUUCGGUUUAGGACACUGAAUUUAGGCCAGCUCCUGUGUCCUCUUAAAGUAGGAGGUGGGGGUCCUUUUGAGGAAUUCUAAGUCCAUAGUGAGCAAUUACCAAGUCGUUAACAACCGCUUUAUCUGAUAUUUUUAAAAUUUAUUUAUUUAUUUAGCUGCAGGUCACAUUUUCAGCUAAACAGUUGGGUAUGCUCAGACAUUGCUUUUCUCCUAUGGGUGUUCCCUGUUGGGAGGUGCCCCACUUUCCCCCCAAGUUCAGAUACAGAACACUGGUACCAUCAGUUCUCUAUGAUUCUUAGAUUAGAUUAAAUUGAGACCCAGGAUCUUUGCAAAAACAGGGCUCUAGAAAGAUUUCUCACCUUUAAGAUUCUUAAAACAUAUUGACUCUGAAUGCUGGCAAACUUCAUGAACUGUGUGUGUGCAUGCAAAUAAGCUUUUUCUGCCAGGCUGCUACAUUUUGCCACCCAUGACUAUGUGUGUGUAUGUUUUAAACUGUGUGUUCCUUUUUCUACCCUGGUAAUUAUAGGUGGUGCAUCUACCGUAUUUGCUUUGUGUAAUUCACAAAGCUGUCAUAGAGAUGGCAUUGGAUGUGGAAAAAUAUAGCCCUUCUCUUCUUGGUAACCCUGGGGCCUUGCCCUGUGCAAGUAGACACCAACUGGAAAAUUUGUGUAGCUUGGCGCCUACUAACACACACCACUGGAUGUAAAAUGGCAUUUCAGCAGCUAUCCAAGGCAAGAUGAAUGAUGUGGGUUAGAUCUGUAGAAGGUUGAUGGUGUGCAUGUUUUUGCCUUGCUAUGGAGCAAAUGGAUGGGAGCCAUCCUUUUGAUCCCUGCCAGCUUCUGUUAAAUUACCUCACUUGAAUACUAUGGGCCUGUUAGGCUGCUGCUAUGCCCUGGGAUAGAAACAGUCCAGCCCACACUGCUAAGACCUGAGUGUUGAUCCUGUGGCCUUUUAGUGGGGUUUUCACACCUUAUGCAGCAGCAAUCUAAGCCUGCUAUGAAGUCUACACUAAACGGGGAACCACAACCAACCUCAACUCCCUAAGAAGAAUGCCUGCAUGAUCUCUGUAUUUGUGUUUCACAUGUUUGUAUUCAUGCGUCACAUGCUUAGGUGUGUAAGCAUGUUAGGUCUGCAUCUGUGGACAUAAUGGGUGAAGAGACCCUCUAUUCUUGAGUUGGAGUUGGGGGGGGAAGCAGCACUCUGCAGUUUUGCUACAGUUGUUGGCAUUUGUCUUUCUCAAGAGAGAACGGGGUGCUCCUCUGGCGGUGAAGUCAAACUGCUAGAGAACCACAGUGCCUUCCACGGCUGCAGAGACCGGGAACUUUUAACUGCUGCCUCCCAUUUUGUUUUUGCUGAAGUCCCCAGUGGAAGCCCCAAUAUCUUUCUCAUGAGUUUGUUUUGUUGGGCUCCUAGUUCUGAUUUGAUACCACUUCCCCAUAUCUCGGCCCCAUAAAGCAUUUGUGCAAUGAUCUUUUACACGUAGAUCUUGAUGGCUGGGUUGAUUAACUGCCUCCCCUUCGAGUGGAAGAACCUGUAGAGCUGUCCAGUAGAGCGGGCAGAUAAUAGCUUGAUUGCAUCCAGAUGGGGUUUCCAUGAUACAGUUUUGUAGCUAGCUGUUCGGUGUGCAUGCCCUGUGCCUGGGGGUGGGGCAAGCUGAGGCAGGGUGUGCUGCAUGAAGCCUCCAAGAAGUCUGCCCACCACUUCCCCCUCGGCUGUAGGGUGGCUGAGGGGGAGGCAGCGGGCAGAUGCAAGCCCCACGCUGCCAUUUCCCCACGCUGCAGGCCCCAUGGUAAGUGCCGCCCCCCCCCCCCGGUGUGGCGCCCAAUGAGCCCCUCCCCGGCUAUGCCUCUGCCAUGAAAGCUUUUCAUUAAUAAGUAAUCCUAGGUAUUUAAAUCCAUGUAUUUGCUUGAGUGUAUGACCAUCUAAUGUCCACUUGGACUGAGUCAGCAUUGACUGCCUCAAGACAAAAACAUGCAAGGUCCUGCUGGCUGAAAGGCACAGGCAGGGAAACCAAUACCUUGGAAACCUGGCAGGCACCUCUGCCUUCCCUUGUAUUUCUCUGGCUUGCUGCCUCCAGAAUUCAAGAGCUUUAGGGGUCCAAAUAUUCCCGGCAGGAGUUAGUGGAUGGAAAUCACUGAAGCUCCACGCAGAAGGAUGUUUUGAAUGCUGUUAAUGCGGCUGUGCCUCUGCCCCCUUUUCCCUCUGUCAGGAAGAGGAUUGCACCCACCUACUUUUUAAUGUUGCACCCCUGCUGUUAAGAGGCAUCCUAAGAUUGAGGCAGCGCAUGUAAACGAUUGCAUCACACAAAGACUGAAAGCUCUACAAUACAAGCAAGGGUUUCUUAUGGCACCUGACAGGCUAGCAGAUUUAUUUAUGGAAGGAGCUUUGUAGACUACAUCCCACUUCAACAAAUGCCUGAAUUGUUAUGCUUGGGUGAGCAGAUAAAUCUGCAGACCCACAAGUUCAUUGUAAACGGUUGUAAACGGUGGGGUCAAAAGGCCGUGCACUCGAUUCCUGGAGAUGACAUGGCUCUUGGAUUUUCUUUGUUUUAAACUCCCUUCCCCUAGUUCCCCAGACACUACAUAAGAUUCUCUUGCGGCAUUCCUGUGUCUGGCAAAGUGGAAAAACAAGAGGAGGACAUUCGAUGAGCUAAGUUUAGCUUCAGCCUUGCUCCGUGGACCUCUGCUGGCACUAAACCGUAGUGUGUUCUUUGCUUUAUGCUCUCUGUUGCUAUAAAAAGCAUUUUGUCAGCAACUGAGGGGGCGCAAGUGUAACUUGAUACACUGAAGUGAUUUGGGGAUAUGUACAGAGAGUCUCUCUGGGGAGGACACAAGGUCUGUGUGCAGGUAGGAUGUCUUCAGAGGGUGCUGUCUUUAUCCUAGAGUGGUUGAUCAGUGAAGACUGACUGGUCACUCACUACUUACGUUCUUCAGUCAUUUCUCCUGAAAGAGUAAUGUUGCCUUUAGCCCAGAUCAGCAGCAUGAGUGGGGAAAAUGACUCUCACACUUGUGAUGGUGCUAAUGUUGCUCACAUUGUGUCACUUUUACCAUCGUUGUAUAUGUUGUGAUGCAGAAUAAUAUACAAAAGAGACAGGUCAUUUUUCUCAAAAAUGCAUUGACAUCUGCCCAAAGUGGUACUUCAGACCAUAAUGAAUAAAGAAGCCACCCAUUAAAAAACGUGGGAGGUGUUCAACACCAGUCCUGCUCAGAGUAGACCCACUGAAAUUAAUGAACCUAAGUUAUGCCCAUUAAUUUCAAUAGGUCUGCUUUGAGCAGGACCAGUGUUGAAUACCACCACUUGAGUUAAUGGCCCUUCACAACCUUUAUUUGCAUCUGUUUUUGAGACUAGAUUUACCGUGGUCAUUCAGACUACUCUUAAUUCUUUUAUCAACAUGAUAGCAGCCACCAUACGGUAACCGUGGAGCGUGCACAGGGCUGCCUCUGGGCUUCUGGUUAGGUCCAUGGAAGUGCUAUUUGUGUUGAUUGUUUCUCUGUGCCAGCCUUUCUCAAGGUAGUGCCCUCCAGCUGUGCUGGCUGGGGCUGAUGGGAGUUGUAGUCCAAAACACUGGGAGGUCAUCAUGUCUGCUGUAUGCAGAGUGUCCAUAAGGCAACAGGUUUCUGUGAUGAUGGUGACCCUGUUUUGAUCCACCACUGUGUAAAUUGCAGCAUGGAAUGGUGGUAUUUCACACAAAUAGGGCUUCCUUCUGAGUCAGCCUGUCUGUUCCCCCUACGCCUUGGGUAGAGAUUUUAUGGUGCCUGUCAUCCUGUGUGAAUGUGCCCUUAUCGUGUAAGUAAGCCCCAGGGGGAGAUGCCUGCUUAUUGCUUCAACUCCUAAAUAAUGUCACUUGACAUAGUGUUGGCAAAUGCGCAACAAGCAAAACACUCCAGAGAGAACUGACACAUUGGAAUGGCAAGAAGCAUAAUUUGUGAAGAUUUGCCUUGGCUUACUCACUGCCAGGGGGUGAGAAAACAAGAAUAUGAAGUUGAAUUUGAGUUAAAGCCAUAUCUCCAUUCCAGCAAAAAUGCAUUUUAUUUUUAAAAAUCAUAUUAGCUUGUAGGAGCUGUGCCACUUACAGAUUCUGUGUUCUGAUAGAAGCAUACUUUCUACCUAUCUUCCUUUUUAUCUUGAGAUUGGAUGUGUUGCCUGGUGUGGAUCUCAGCUAUGGUAGCAAAGACAAGGCCUGCUAAUGGAGGUAGAUGGUCCCAUUUAUGGUGUUGUAAUAUGAUAAGUGUGACAUCCAGAUUUCAGCAUUUUACUUAUUUAAAUAAGUCUUUUAAGUCCAAACCAUCACACUUGGGGAGGAAACCUCCAUUCUCAUUUGGGCAAAUUGUGCAUGAAACUCCUCCUGGUAAGAAGAUUGUGACCCUUUAUAUCGGAUACAACCCUCUCUGCAAAACCUAAGGGUAGGCAACCAGUUUCAUGAGGUUUGACAAUUGGAGCAGAAUGCAGUGGCCAGGGUGCUGGCUGGGAACAUAUUACACCACAUCUUACAGACCAACACUGGUUGCCGGUGUGUCCCAAAUAUCUCAAGGGCCCCAAAUUUGGGCCCCAAAUAUCUCAAGGACUUCUGCCUCGCACAUAGUUUUGCCUGAGUGUUGACAGGGGAGGCCCUGCUGCCAAGUUCAGGAGAGGAUCUUUUCUGUGGUGGCUUUCAGAUGGUAGAAUGCCUAGGUGCAGCUGGCAUUGUCACUGUUCAAAGUUGGGUGAAGAUUUACCUUUUUUGCACAGGCUUUUAGGGAUGAAAUGUAUUACAUGGCUAUUGUACUCAGCAGUAUAUAACCUACCUUGGGACCAUAUGGUGAAGGGUGGCCUAUAAUUUCCUUUGAAUAUGUAAUCCUGCUACUAUCUAUGAAGGGCAUUAAAUCAUUCUCUCCCCUGAUUAUUGCAAGUUCUACUCUCAGUUUCUGAUUUCUGAGACUUACAUUCACUUUCAGUUGUAUCUUUGCAGCCUUCAGGACUUUGGAACAUAAGACCCUGCCAGCUCAGGCCAGUGGUCCCUCUAAUCCAGCAUCCUCUUCCCGCAGUGGCCAACCAGAUGCCUGUGGGAAGCCCUCUAGGAGGACCCAAAUGCAAGAGCUCUUUCCUCUCUUGCAGUUUUUAGCACCUGGUAUUCAGAAGCAUUACUGCCUCCUGAUUGUGGAGGUAGAACAUAGCCAAUCAUGGCUAGUAGCCAUUGACCUUUAUCUCUGUGAAUUUGCCUAAUCCUCUUCUUAAGCUGUUGCAAGUUGGUGGACAUCGCUGUCUCUUGUGGGAGGAAAUUCCAUAGUUUAACUGCAGUUCUUACAUUUUAAAAAUAUAAGUACAAAUAAUUCUCUUGGGUCAUGAUGUACAGGUACAUGGUAUAUUCAUACCCCUGCCCAUUGUGAGUAGCCGCCUUUGUAGUUGGGUCACUAGGCCAUGGCGUAUUAGUUUUGGCAACAUACCUGAAGAGUUCUCUCUUCAGUAGUUCUCUUCUUAUGUGUAUUCUUUGUCCUUCUCCAGGUGCUGUAGCUUGUGUUGAAUGAGUGUUAAAUCAGUGGUGUGCCAACAUUCCCGUCUUAUUAAAUCUGAGCACUACUGCGUUCCUGGGGCAUUGUGCUUGUUGGUUUCACAUUACAAUUAUGAGAUUUAUUUAUUUUUAAUCUCUGCUUUAAGGCCUACUAGUCUUCUCCGUUCCAUAGAAAACUGAAAGGGCAUAGGGAUGUAUCAUGUCUUGUGAUACACUGGGAAUUAACUGGGUCUUAAACACUUGGAAACAAAUAAAAUUAAUUGUUUAUCAGCUUUCUUAGCAUAAACGAUCCCUUUUUUUUGCUGGGGGAGGGGUGGUGCUUAAAGAAUACUACAUGUUUUGAAUGUUUUCGUGGGCUUGGAGUUCAGAGUGGGAAUGGGAUUGCUUUAAGGACUUGCGCCACAACCCCAGAGUCAUCUGCAACUGGACUUAACUGUCAGGGGUCCUUUACCUUUACCUUUUUAUCGUGUAACUAUUAUUGCACAUUGUUUUAUUUCAGAGCCAUUUUGCAGGGUAGACCUCAGUGGCAAACUUGCCCACAUCAGAGCCAUUUGGGGCCUUGGAUAGGACAAAGCCGACCCCAUGGGCUCUGUCCUCCAGCAUUUCCUUUAUAGAUUCUGAUGAUUCUUAACCAGAUGUUCCCUUGAUAGGGAAAUUAACUAUGAGUUCACUUAUAGAUCCUUCUAGGAAAACUGUUCAAUUUUCACUCCUAAGCUGAAUUUGCAUGAUAAAAUCUUGGCUUAUUAAAACAGAAUAUGAGCAAGCUUUCUUCUGUACUCGGUUCAUUUGCCCCUGCUUUGUUUCUCUCUUCAUGUGAGUGGAGAAACAAGCCAGGAAGCCAAAGUUAAUUAUACCCUCCCAUUGUAUGGAAAUUAGGUUUAUGUUUUGGGGCUCUAUAACAAAUAAUUAUAAUGAUGAUGAUGAUGAUGAUGAUGAUGAUGAUGAUGAUGAUAUUUAUACCCUGCCCACCUGGCUGGAUUUCCCCAGCCACUCUGGGUGGCUUCUGGCACAUAUAAAAACAUCAUAAAACCUCACAGAUUAAAAACUUCCUGAUACUGGGGAGCCUCCAUGGAUACAAAAGGCUUCUUGAUUCAGACAGACUCCUUCCAUGAGUUGGAGGGCAACAGAAAUAGCAACAAGGGACAGUGGAGCUUGGGCACUUGACCCCCAAGACCCCUUUUGCUUUUCACCCUUGUUACAUAGAAAGUGUUAAACUUUUCCACCCUUUCAGAGUAAUUGAGAGGGUGGGGGAAUGCUGUUUGACUGAGCACAGAGGAUUAUAGCUAACCCUUUAUGGUUUUGAAGAUAGGCUUGAAAAGUUGUAUGGAUAAUGGAUCGUGAAACCCAGGAUGGGGCAGCACAUUGAGCAGAAUUUCUAACCAUCAGGAAUGGGGCCUCGGUGGUUGUUCAGUUCCAUGAAGCUCUCUGCAUCGGACAGAGUUAAGCAGAUCUAUGUGAACUGGCAUAAGUUGCACCACUUUUUACAUGCCAGUGGCAUGUGUUUGUGUGGAUUCACUGACCUGUCUUUUGCUUUUCUAGGUUAAUGAUGUAUGUGGAUUAA